CCACAAGAUACCCCGGAAAGCCCUCCAACGAUGCCUAAAAAGACAAUAUUUCAAGUCCUCUCCCGGCAUUCAGCCAAGGCACGAUCCUCCACCCCAUCCUCCUCCUCCUCCUCCUCCUUAUCAUCAUCAUCAUCCGCAACAACGCCUCAAAACUCCUCUCCCACCAACCCGCAAAGCAACCCCGCCGGCAAACCGGGGCCCUCUAUGUUCUCCUUCUUCCGCAACCGUUACACAUCUUUCUCUUCCCCUUCCCGAAGAUCCUUCCGUGUCCUCCGAAUCUUAGCCCCCAUUAUCCCCAUCGGGCUCUUUUUCUCAGAACAUGUUCUCCAGGUUAUGUGGGUGCGCGGUCCGUCCAUGACCCCAUAUCUCAACGAGGACUAUGAGCAAAUGCACACGAAAAGCGACAUGGUGCUAGUGAAUAUGUGGCCGUUCGGAGGCGCGGGCUGGCCCUGGGAAAGGAAACGGCGGUUGGAGCGGGGGAUGGUUGUGACCUUUCGAUCACCAGCAAACCCGCGACAUGUGGCGAUUAAACGUGUUGUUGGUCUUCCCGGGGAUCGGAUUAUGACGAGAGAACCCUGUAUGAAGUCGGCGCAGAUCGUGCCGUUCAACCAUGUCUGGCUGGAAGGGGAUGCGGAGGAUCCCAAGAGGUCGCUGGAUAGUAAUACUUACGGGCCUGUGAGCAUAAGCCUUAUUACAGGACGGGUGAUUGCUGUGCUUUGGCCGAAUCUGAGGGUAUUGGAUUGGUCGGAGUGGGAGAAGGGCCUUGUGGAGGGGGAUACAGAGCGAAGGUUUGGGGAGAAUUAUCGUCAAGAGGUACGGGACCGGGUCUUGAAAGAGGCCGUUAAACUGGAGCGUCCCUCGUUGGGAUAA
Messenger RNA from Aspergillus ochraceoroseus IBT 24754, 870 nucleotides. Its product is annotated as putative mitochondrial inner membrane protease subunit Imp2. Gene Ontology annotation, biological process: mitochondrial respiratory chain complex assembly. Gene Ontology annotation, molecular function: serine-type endopeptidase activity. The annotation marks the transcript as partial. The transcript is spliced from 2 exons. Lineage: Eukaryota; Fungi; Ascomycota; Eurotiomycetes; Eurotiales; Aspergillaceae. Gene Ontology annotation, cellular component: mitochondrial inner membrane peptidase complex; membrane. The record is from RefSeq and is a predicted model, not a curated record.